Kluyveromyces marxianus DMKU3-1042 is the source of this 1434-nucleotide messenger RNA. RefSeq lists its product as uncharacterized. The transcript has a single exon. The record is from RefSeq and is a predicted model, not a curated record. Bases 1 to 1434 code for a protein of 477 amino acids. Lineage: Eukaryota; Fungi; Ascomycota; Saccharomycetes; Saccharomycetales; Saccharomycetaceae.
AUGAACUUGGUAUGCACUUCAACUCCGACUAAGAAACGAUCAUUCGAUGACCAACAAUUAAUGAGCCCUGUUUCGGAAAUUGGCGAUGAUCCCAAUUGUGAAAGCCUUUCUUAUGAAAGGCCAACAAAAAUUCACAAGACUCAAAUGUGCUCUGCUACAAACACAGACACUUCUUUAUUCAUUGACCAAGAAGAUUUCGAAAGCAACCUGGAUAAUAAGUGGAAAGGAAACAGCAAGCUCCCAUCUUCUUUUGACCAAGAACUUUUGGUGGGUAAACUUCCAAAUGUGAAAGUUUACAAAGGUAAUGUAGACAGUAUGCAGUGGAGUCACUGUAGGUCAAGACCUUAUAAAGGCAUUGUUCAGCCUAUUUGGAGUUACUUUAAAGAAAAUACCGAGAAUAACCUUUACAGAUGCAUGCUAUGCUCAAUGGUUUUAAAAGUUGAGAAGCAUCAAAAUGGUAAUACUGUUAGAAUUCUUAAGAAGCAUAUCGCACAAUCUGGGUCUAAAUAUUAUAGAUGUUCAAUUGGCUGCAAUCCAGAUCAAGCCUAUAUUGGUUCUUGCAGUUGGGAAGACCCUGCGCAUGUGAAUACAGAAACGUUGUCACAUAACCCAGGUGUAAAGACAAUGACACCAAAUGAAUACAUUUGGUUUAUCAUGAACUCGACAAAUCAACCAAUGUCAUUCGCAGAUGAUAAAGCAGUAAUAGAAGUGUCAAAGAAAUUGAAAGAGCUUGUUCCAGAUUCAAAACAAGCAGCUUGUAACUCUGCAAACAUGAAAAAAUUACUUGAGGAUAAUGUCAACGAAAUUGAUAAUUUACUGCUAAGAGAAAUACAGAGAGGAAACAGCAUUUUAGACUCUCCAUUGGUUAUCACUCAUAAGCAAGAAUUCGAACAGAAAUGCAUUAACAGAAUAAAAGAUCUGUCAAACGUGCACUAUGUUUCUUUGGUUCUGGACCAUUGGUCAGAUACCAGGCUCAGAUCUUUCAUUGGGGUUAUUAUAGUAAUUUGGGAUCGUUAUCAAAAAAAGCAACGGAGCUUUGUUAUAGGUAUGCCAGAAACUGUGAAUCACUCUUCUGCUGCAAUCAAAGAUCAAUUACAGCAAGUAAUUUCUAACUAUUCAGGCUUGAAUAAACUAAUUGUUUCUUCUGCGGCAGAUAAUGCAAGUGCAGUAAAAAACGCCUGCCUCCAGUUAACAACCCAAUGUCCUGACAGGUUGCUACAUGUGAACUGUGUUAAUCACUCUUUGAACGUUGUCAAUAGUAAACUUGUCACUGAGCCUGGAAAUAGAUCAAUUGAACAACAGAUAAUAAAACAGAACGAAGAAAGAACCAAGAUUAAAGUUUUAGAUUCUGAGAUGUUGUCGGGGUUUCGGAAAGCCCUGGAAAAGAAGGUAAAGCUUCGACGUUUCUUACUAGUCAUCAUAAAGUUGUUUUAA